Funneliformis mosseae is the source of this 345-nucleotide messenger RNA. The record is from the annotation of a GenBank genome assembly. NCBI's taxonomy places the organism in Eukaryota, Fungi, Glomeromycota, Glomeromycetes, Glomerales, Glomeraceae.
AUGAGUAGUGGAAAACUUGAAGUUCAUAUUGUUCAAGGUAGAGGUAUAAAAGAUAUGGACACUGUUGGUGACCCAUAUGUUGAACUUUGGUUGGAUGAAGAUAAAACCACCAAACAUAAUACUGAUUCUAGAAGUGGAACUGACACGCCUGUAUGGGAUAAAUAUUUUCAUUAUUUUGUUAACAAUCACAAAGAACUUCAUAUCAGACUUCUCGACGACGAAUUCAUCGGUGCAGAUGAAGUGAUUGGUGUAUGUUCAAUUCCUCUCGCCGAUGUUUAUGAAAAAAGAUAUGUUGAUCAGUGGGUUCAUGUACCAGACAAAAAAUCUAACGAGAGCAAUGGUGAA